AUGCGGCGUCUCUAUGAGAAUGUGGCGUCCUUCAGUGAGAAUGUGGCGUCCUUCAGUGAGAAUGUGGCGUCCUUCAGUGAGAAUGCGGCGUCUCUAGUGAGAAUGCGGAGUCUCUAUGAGAAUGUGGAGUCCUUCAGUGAGAAUGUGGAGUCCUUCAGUGAGAAUGUGGAGUCCUUCAGUGGAGGGAUGGCACUGUCAUUACUUAUUUUAAUUGUCUUGGUGUUCCCCUUCCUCACGGCGGCCAAACACAAUACAACCGCGGGAGGCUGUGCUAUCAUCCGUCCUCCCAGAGAUGGAGGGAUACGGUACAGAGGACUGACCCAAGAGCAGAUCCGCAGUGUGCAGGUGUUACCUCUGGACUAUGAGAUUGAGUACAUCUGCAGAGGGAACAGAGUGAUCGUAGGACCCGAGGUGAGGAAGUGUCUACCCAACGGUACCUGGACUGACCUCACCCAGCGCAGCAAAUGUUGUGAGUAUCUCUUCUACUCUAAUACACUCCAUAACUGA
This is a messenger RNA of Salvelinus namaycush (lake trout), 507 nucleotides long. Its product is annotated as gamma-aminobutyric acid type B receptor subunit 1-like. The transcript has 6 exons. NCBI's taxonomy places the organism in Eukaryota, Metazoa, Chordata, Actinopteri, Salmoniformes, Salmonidae. The record is from RefSeq and is a predicted model, not a curated record. The coding region runs from base 1 to 507 and encodes 168 amino acids.